AUGCGGCAGUCUGAAACCACGUACUCGCGCGCGCAGACUGCCGUUGCGCUCAACUGCACGCUGCUGGUGAAUGGCUUGAAGAAGAUCGUGGACCACGAGUUCGGUGCUGGCGCCAGCGAUCGCAUUGAUAGGGUGGUGCAGAUGUACGAGCGAGUGGGCCGCAACGCGAUCUUCGAGGACGAGGGGCCCGGUGGCAGACGGUACGCCCCUGGUUACAUCUCCGGGCUGGAGCCGGCACUGCCGUUCCACGACACUGGGGCGCAUCCUUGGUGCGCGCACCUGGAGAGGCACUGGAAGGCCAUCUGGCAGGAGCUGCAGAGCUGCAACGAGGACGAGUCCCUCUGGACGCCGGGGGCGUACCAGGCCUCCAACGAGGCAUACGAGGACUGGAAGAUCAUGGGCGUCUUCACCGCCGACCAGUGGCAGGACGAGCGGCGGUUCGCCGUCACCACCCGCGUGCUGAAGCAGCUCGAAGGCAAGCAGGCGGACGAGAUGGCAAGACCGGGGAUCGUGCUCGACCCCCUGGUGAGGGAGGGCGGGAACUAA
This is a messenger RNA of Prorocentrum cordatum, 546 nucleotides long. NCBI's taxonomy places the organism in Eukaryota, Dinophyceae, Prorocentrales, Prorocentraceae. The record is from the annotation of a GenBank genome assembly.